AAGACGACCUUUUAUUUUUGAGGUUAUACUUUGGUAAUAUUCAAGUCCACAUGUCAAGUUAAAUAUUAUUUUAUUUUUGAAUUUUCAAGAUUAUUGUUCUAUAAGAAAAGCAACUAUGUUAGCUGACAAGAAAAAAAGGAAAAAGUUCAGUCCGAACCCUCAAGGAAAUAUAUGGUUUACAGAUAAAAGCAAGUUUGGACAAAAGCUAUUGGAGAAAAUGGGUUGGAAAGAAGGGCAAGGAUUAGGUGCACAAAAUCAAGGAAUCUCUGAAAGAAUAAAAGUUCCAUACAGAUUGAAUAGUUGUGCAGGUUUUGGCUUCAAGGAGCAAGAGGAUUCACUUGUUCAGCAAAAGGAAUUUGUUACUUUACUUUCUUCAAUGAAUAAUGGCACACCAGUAGAAACCAUAGACAACUCAAACGUCAGUUCAUUGGAGAACAAAUCGAAAAAGUCGAGAGCUCGUGUUCAUUAUCAUAAAUUCACGCGCGGUAAAGAUCUGAGCCGUUAUUCAUCCAAGGAUCUUGUUGGCAUCUUUGGAAUACAAGGAACCGUGAAUGAAGAAGUCUGCGACAAUGAAAAUAACGGAACUUUUGAUUCACAAAACCAUUUCAAUGAAGUGUCUCAGGAGAAUAGUCAACAGGACGGAUCAGAGUCAGAGGACCCUGACUAUGAAAAAAUCCAAAAACGAAAAUCCAAGAACAGAAAACUAGUGACUUGGGACUUGGGAAAAACUAGUGAGAAGUUGAAUAAAUUAAAGACGAAGAGGGAAAUAGUUAUGAGGGUGGAUUAGAGCAAGAAGAUACUGUGAGCCAUAAAAAGAAAUCAAAGAAGAACAAGAAGAAGAAGAAGAGGAACUUGAAAGAUUUGGAUGAAACAUCCCUGGUAAUUACCGAUACAGAUAUGGUUUGUGAAAGUCAACAAGUGAAUGCUGAUGAUGACACACUACAUACAUCUGGUACUGGACUUGCCAAAAAAUCUGGAAAACGCCUGAAAACCAGAGAGAGUGAAAACCGUCCAUCAAAUAUGGGCAGUGAAGAGCCAUAUGAAAAUGUUCAGCUAACCAAUGGCAUAGCAAAUGAUGAAAUUAGUUCAUUAGAAAAGGAACCGAAUCGUGAAUCUUUCCUCAAUGAAAAUAACGGAACUUUUGAUUCACAAAACCAUUUCAAUGAAGUGUCUCAGGAGAAUAGUCAACAGGAUGGAUCGGAGUCAGAGGACCCUCACUCUGAAAAAAUCCAAAAACAAAAAUCCAAAAAAUCCAAGAGCAGAGGUAAAGUUGAUGAGAGAUCAUUGGGAAAAACUAUUGAGAAGUUGAAUACAUCUAAAGAAGAAGAGGGAAAAGGUUAUGAGGAUGGAUUAGAGCAGGAAGAUACUGUAAGCCAUAAAAAGAAAUCAAAGAAGAAGAGGAAAUUGAAAGACUUGGAUGAAACAUCCCUGGAAAUUACCAAUACAGACAUAGUUUGUGAAAGUCAACAAGUGAAUGCUAAUGAUGACACACUACAGACAUCUGGUACUGGACUUGCAAACAAAUCUGGAAAACGCCUGAAAACCAGUGAGAGUGAAAACCGUCUAUCAAAUAUGAGCAAUGAAGAGCCAAAUGAAAAUUUUCAGCCUACCAAUGGCAUAGCAAAUGGUGAAAUUAGUUCAUUAGAAAAGGAACCUAAUCGUGAAUCUUUCCUGAAUCGAGAAAAAUAUAGGUAUUCAAACAAACGCAAUAUGAAGCCCAAUGAGAGUGGCUUCAAAGGAAGUAAUCUACCUGAAAUUGUAGGAUAUGCUUGUACUUGAGAUGAAAAUAAAUGAUCCAAUUAAUGUUAUUAA
Nilaparvata lugens (brown planthopper) is the source of this 1812-nucleotide messenger RNA. Its product is annotated as PIN2/TERF1-interacting telomerase inhibitor 1. Bases 116 to 787 code for a protein of 223 amino acids. Gene Ontology annotation, molecular function: nucleic acid binding; telomerase inhibitor activity. NCBI's taxonomy places the organism in Eukaryota, Metazoa, Arthropoda, Insecta, Hemiptera, Delphacidae. Gene Ontology annotation, biological process: regulation of ribosome biogenesis. The record is from RefSeq and is a predicted model, not a curated record. Gene Ontology annotation, cellular component: nucleolus. The transcript is spliced from 4 exons.